Messenger RNA from Dibothriocephalus latus, 1188 nucleotides. Lineage: Eukaryota; Metazoa; Platyhelminthes; Cestoda; Diphyllobothriidea; Diphyllobothriidae. The record is from the annotation of a GenBank genome assembly.
ACCAUUGACUGGGAUAGGAUCACUUCAGACUACUAUAGCUGGGAUGCCCUGAAGACACAGGAACGCUGUAAGAUACUGAACGGUACCUGGAAUAACGAUGCCUGUAAGACCUUCUACGCGCCAGAUGUCUUCUUCUUCUGCUGUCUCCUCUUCGUCUCCUGCUUCUUCCUCUCGUACGCGUUGCGCAGCAUUCGCACCUCUCGCUUCUUCCCCACCCGGGUUCGGUCUCUGAUUGCUGACUUCGCCGUCAUGAUUGCCAUUAUAAUAUGCACCCUUGUGGACUACUUCUGUGGAUUCAAUACUCCCAAACUGCGAGUUCCGGAAAACUUUGAGCCAACUUUGGGAUAUGGGAAGCGUACUUGGCUCAUUCCUCCAUUCGCUGGAAAUCCCUGGUGGUCUGCUCUCUUUGCAUUUGGACCGGCUCUUCUGGCCGUAAUCCUCAUCUUCAUGGAUCAACAAAUCACUGCUGUGAUUAUAAAUCGUCGGGAGAAUAAGCUUAAGAAAGGUGAAGGAUACCACUUGGAUCUGCUUAUUGUCGCUAUUACUAUGGCCACAAAUUCCCUUCUCGGCAUCCCCUGGUUCGUGGCAGCAACCGUACUCUCCAUCAACCACGUGCUCUCCUUAAAGAAAGUAUCCGAGUCUGCGGCUCCGGGUGAACAACCCGUCUUCCUCGGAUGCAGAGAACAACGUGUUACCGGUUUCUUCAUCUUCCUCUUCAUCGGCCUCUCCGUCUUCAUGUCUAGAGUUCUACGUCUUAUUCCGAUGGCCGUCCUCUAUGGCGUCUUCCUGUUGAUGGGAAUAACUUCGUUGAAUGGUCUACAGAUUAUCCAACGCUUUUUGCUCAUAUUUAUGCCUGGCAAGUACCAACCGGACUAUCCUUACCUGAGUCAUGUUCGACUUUGGCGCGUGCACCUCUUCACUAUGAUCCAAGUGUUGUGUCUGGCGCUCCUGUGGGUCAUCAAGUCGAUCAAGGAGAUCUCCAUCCUCUUUCCACUCAUGCACGAAAUGCAUUGGCUAGAUGACAUCCUGCCUGAAUCCUCUUGCUCUCGCAAGAAAAAGAAGCCGGCCUUACCAGAGUCUAACAGCAAGACGACCGUCGUAAGAAUGCUCUCUUGCCUGCCUUUUGGCUCUUUCCUUUUUCUGUCGAUGCCGCUUUCCGGUCUCAUAUUCAUUCCAAUUUGGAAUUAA